Danaus chrysippus (African queen) is the source of this 1188-nucleotide messenger RNA. Lineage: Eukaryota; Metazoa; Arthropoda; Insecta; Lepidoptera; Nymphalidae. The record is from the annotation of a GenBank genome assembly.
AUGGAUAUGCAAGCGAAUUAUCCGAAGAAAUUAAAAACUACGUAUUGGGAUCCAUUGAAUAUAGAUUACCCAGUCAGAAAAUGUUUCAACACUGGAAUAUCGAGUGAAACUAUGGCUAGGGUAUGGAGGAGUAAUCCUGAAGUAAUGCUAGCGACAAAACAUCCCAUAAAUGAGGAAAGGAGUUACAUAAGAGAUUACAAUGUAACAAAUGAUCUAUUGAAAACACAAAAUAGCUUAGAUUAUGGGUACAAAAUAUCAGAAACGAAUAGAUUCAAUAAGCACAAUGCAUGCAACGAAAACUCUUAUAUAUACCCGCCAAAUAAACAGCUCGAAGUCAAUGUUCCAGCAAUGACUGCUCAUGGAACAUCUGAAAUGAGGAGCUCCUUCAUCCAACCCGUAAUACCCAGCAGAGUUAUUACGGAUAAAGAUCAAUUUAAACAUCCUAACACAAUUUAUACAGAACCAGUGCGAUCUCCAAAACCUAAGAUAGAUGAAUGGCGUCUACCCGUGACUAAAUACAGAUCAAUUUAUGACAGAGAGAAAUUCAAAGAUGAAUUUCGAGAAAUAAGAACACAUCAUAAACCUCAAUGGUUGCUCUUAAGCGUGUACUAUGAGAGUAACUGUCCAGACAGUAAAGCAUUUAUUCUCAAUCAGCUGCAACCAGCAUUCCAAUUGCUUCAUGACCACAUGACGAUCAAGUUUGUGCCAUUUGGGAAAGCAAGGAGUAUAAAUUUUGGAGAUGGCGGCUUUCAAUGCCAACACGGGCCUUCAGAAUGCCUCGGGAAUAUAAUGCAGGACUGUAGCUUGCAUUAUAUGAAAGAAAAACCCGACAAACAUAAAUUGGCAUACGUCGCCUGUGAAAUGAAGACUCGCUCCGCAUCCCAAGGAAGAUUCGAUUGCGUUCAACAAGCGAAUCUGCCCACUAACUUGAUCGAACAAUGUAUCUUUCACGGCAAAGGAACUUCUUUUCAACUAGAAUCUGAAUACCUCACAAGUCUGGUGAACCACAAAUUUAUACCGACUGUGACUAUCAAUGGCGUAUAUAACCAACGCUUUCAAGAUGAUGCUCAGGAAGACCUCAUGGGCGCGUUGUGCUCCCUCUUAAAAGGAGUUCAGCCCUGUUCUCAGUAUUAUAAUUACAUGGCACUACGCAACCUUAUGUCAACGAAAUAUCCACUGCUGACAUAA